Molecule: messenger RNA, 3882 nt
Organism: Lineus longissimus
Lineage: Eukaryota; Metazoa; Nemertea; Pilidiophora; Heteronemertea; Lineidae
Product: serine/threonine-protein phosphatase 6 regulatory ankyrin repeat subunit A-like
Exons: 19
Coding region: 230-2347 (705 amino acids)
Molecular function (GO): protein binding
Source: RefSeq, a predicted model, not a curated record
AACAAACAUGGCCGCCGCAGGGAAGAAGUGUUGGAAAUCAGGGUGACCUCAUAAUGAACUGCAGGCUGCGAAACUUAGGAUGGUUUGAUUCAACGAUAUUUCUGUGAGAACGAUGGCGAAAUGGACCAAACCAUGAAAAUACAGCUGAGCUUAUAAUUGAUACAUAUACACUGGGCCACUACUGGAAGGGCCUACCUGAAAUUAAAUUGAUUAAAAUCAACCCUGAAAGAUGGCUGGGGACAUGAGCCAGUUGCUGGCUACCAAGUUAGGCCAAGCCGUCCAAAGCAACCACGUGGAGGAACUGAAGCAGUUGCUGGCUGACGGUGAAGACCCCCUUUUUAAAGACAAGCGGAACAACACAUUCUUGCACCUGGCCAGCACUGUAUAUAGACCUCAGAUUAUCAGUAUCCUUCUAACUCUGGGGAUUGAUAUCAAUACUCAAAAUAAGGCUGGUAAUACUCCCCUACACAUGAGCGCCCUGAGCAAUGAGUGUGCGCAUGUCUCCGAUCUGAUGACAGCUGGGAUUGAUCCCUUUGCCAAAAAUAGGGAAGGCAAGACAGCUAUGGAGAUCGAAACUCAAAAUAAGUGGUGGCUACGUUCAUACAAAGUCUACGAGCCUGGUGUGUUUGCAUGCGUCGAUGCACACGAUAUCCCCAAGUUCGAAGAGCUGAUUUCAAAAUGGUGCCGGUUAGAUGCAGUCCAUAAGAGUGGGAGAACGUUACGGCAGUAUGCGGCAAAGAAAAGUUACCACGAUAUGGUCGCCAUUAUUGACAGAAACUCUCACACUUUGGAUUGCAUUUAUGGAGUAAAAGAAGAGAAGUCAGAAAAAGUGUUCAAAGCUUUGAAGAAAUCCAUCUGUCGGGUUAAUUUCCUCAACAUGGGUGUUGGCCCAGAACAUGUGCUGCAGUGCGCCAUUGACAGUAACCGCCUUGAUUACGUCACUGCGCUCUGUGAAGCUGGUGCUGAUGUCAACCUUUGGGUCAGGAUUAAGAAAUACUUCAAGGGUCCGAUGUAUUUUGAAGUGAUAAGAAAACGUCCUGGGCUCAAGACAAAGAUUAUGGAGAAGGUACUUGACUCGUCAAUAGAUGUCACUGCUAAAGAUGAGCGAGGGCGGACACCUUUAAUCUAUGCCGUUGAUAAAGCUAGCGAUGAAAUGCUGCCAUACAUUGUUGAUUUCCUCAUAGAACAUGGGGUCAAUAUUGCUGAGAGGGAUCACACUGGUGCUAGUGCUCGAGAUGUGGCCAAGUUAGCUGGCAGGAAAUAUGCAGUGGAGGCCAUUGACAGGCUGAUCAUAAAGUUAAUACGAAAGACGGACCUUGAUGCAUUAUGGGAGCUGGCAGUCAGCCAUUAUGAUGACUUUAACUUCGAGUACAGGUAUAAGGAUACUCUAAUAUAUGCGGCUGGGAACGAGGAUGACACAGCCACCAAGUGGUUGGAGGGAUUGUCCAAGUUUCUUGACGACGUGAAACAAUUUCAUCACUACAUCUGGACAAAUAACGUUGGAAUGUCGCGUUUUCUUCUAAAGGAGAACCCACAUAGAGAUAAACUGCUGAGGGCAAAGGAUAGGGGAGGUCGCACUCCCCUCAUCUUGGCUGUGAUGUCUGGAAGUAAGAAGUACACCAUGUUCCUUUUAGAGGAGGAGCCAGGACUCAUCAAUAUGGGCAGAGAUAAUUUAUACCGGACUGCGCUACAUUAUGGUUACGGCCUGGGACAAAGUGGCCUGGAGAUUCUGGAACUCUUGAAGAAUAAUGGUGCUGAUGAGACUGCUGAGGACGUGUUCCAGAAAAAGCCCAGAGACUACGCACCCACUGCAACAGAUGAUGACCCAGCAUUGUUUAUUAAGGAAGAGAGGGAAAAGGAGUACGGCCUCAAAAUGGAGAUGUACUGCUUGAAAAAGUACGAGGCGUUACGGCGUAUUAUUCGGUCGAAGGAUGAGACUUCUCAGAAGUAUAAAGAAUUCUUGAAAAGUGUGCGUGGAGUUUGGUACCCAAUGUCUGUCAUCCCUGCCAAGUUAAACCCUGGAGGAGUACCGCUAAUGAAGGGAUUCAAGGACCUCAUUUUCUAUGCCAUUGAGAAGAAAGAUGAAGAUAUCACGAAGAAGUUGUUGUUCCUGGGUGCUGAUACUGAGAGGAAAGAAAUGAUUAGGGUAAAGACAACUGACGAAAAUGGAGACACACAUCGCACCUAUCGCCAGAUGAAUGCCGCAGAAUAUUGCGAACACCUGGGUUGGCUACGGAUGUCCGAGUAUUUAAGAACGCAUCAAUUCUCUGGCAAGGAAAAACUUCAAAUGUUUAGUACGGUGUAUUGGGUUGGGAUUCCUAAGGAAGCUUCAUCACAAACUAUGUAAUUCUUGUAAAAGCCAAAGGAUGUGCGAUAUUGGAAUGCUAUCCUGUUCAGAACUCUUUCAAGAUGUGGACAUUUUGUCGGGAUCGGACGAGGAUCUUUGCCUUACUAUUAGACAUGCGUUGAAUGUUAAUGCUCAUGUGUUGUAGUUGUACGCAGGUAAAGAUUCCAUCAUGGAAUCUAUCAAAGGAAUUCUGUAACUGAGAAUUUCCAUCAUAGAAUAUAUGCAAUGUAUAUAUGUGACCCACCACAGCAAAAUGAGUCGCAUGUCGCUUCGGGCUUGACAGGUUGAGACGGACUGGUUGUUCAUUUCACUAUUGUCUGCCUGUUGUGAAGUCUUGAGUGUAUCAAUUUCUUCUAUUAUGUCCUGGUGUCAUUUUAGGCUCAUCUUCUGUGAGACAUGCCACCCAUUUUGCCGUGGUGGGUCACAUAUACACUAAAACCUCGAAUACAAGGAAUGAGACUCUGCCCCCAAUCAUUGCAAUGGUUUUGAAUGGGGAUGGGCGAAUAAGUCGGGUAUUAUUCUUUCAUCAAUGGCAUGGGUAAAUGGAGUCACAUGUGUUAUAAUCACGCUCUGAUCUUGGCUGACAUUGACAGUGAAACGAAAUCAACAUCACUGGUUAUAGUAGGCCUAUUUCUUCUAAUAAAAGAUACCCUAUUGUGUCAUUUCUUUAGAGUUGAUAUUGAGGUUUUAGAAUCCCUCCUCCAUUGUAAUGAAUGGGGGCGAAGUCUCAUUCCUUGUAUUCUAGAUUUUAGAGUAUAUAUCUAUAAUGCAUUUGAGCCAGUGUAAUUUCAAUAAUGGAAUCCGUAAUGAUGCUAUAACAUUAUUGGAACUAUAAUAGAACACCGAUAUAAAAUCCAUUAUAGCAUUCCCAUUAUAGAAAUCCCAUUAUAGAAAUCCCAUUAUAGAAUUCCCAUUAUAGAAUCUACAACAAGCUAUAUGCUAUUAAACAUGGUUAGUGAUAAUCGCAUAGAUCUGUCAUAGAAUCCAUUAUAGAAAUGUUUGCCUGUGUAGGCCAACUCAAGUAUAAAUGGUGCAGACUAUAACAUGUUCUUCUUUGUUUGUUCGGAGGCGGGUCUUCUCCUUUCCCUUUUAUAUACAAUGUAUAAGCAGCUGGUUGACUGUGAUAUUUGUGUGUUGUUAAAAAUUGAUAAUUUUUGCUCAUUAGAACAAUGCACUGAACAUUUGCUCCAUCCUGACAAUAUCUAUUUGUGUGUUGUUAAAAAUUGAUAAUUUUUGCUCAUUAGAACAAUGCACUCAACAUUUGCUCCAUCCUGACAAUAUCUAUUUGUGUGUUGUUAAAAAUUGAUAAUUUUUGCUCAUUAGAACAAUGCACUCAACAUUUGCUCCAUCCUGACAAUAUCGGGCCAUUUCGCUCAAUGCAUACUUACUCCCUCAAUGGAAACAUGCGUAAGGAGGAGUCGUGUUGUAGGCCCUGUUUGCAAGAGGAUGCAUUUGCUCCUCUUGAUGUGUUCUUUUAUGUAGUAUGUUAUAGCUCAGAGAAUAAAGCACAUAGAAUCCUUUCUUUUUAACUUCUA